AUGGACAUUAUUUCUGCGCCAUUUACAGGCACAUGGAGAAGAUACUGGAGAAGAAAGCGAUAUCAAAGGCUUGAUGGAGGAAUAAGAGGAAGAAAGAAUAUGAAGGUAAUAAGAAUUGGAGAUCGAGGAAGUCCGAAAAGGGGUUGGAAGAUAAGAACAGUUGCCAAGAUAAGAAUUUUGAAAAUUGUUACUUCUCCAUUGAAGCUUAUUGGGAAGCUGAAGAGCGCUUAUGUUAAUAUGAUGCUUAAUUUGGCUGGAAAUGUUGGUUUGUUGAAUAAUGAUAGUGUUUUUGGAAAUAAAAGGAUUCCAAAAGCAAGGCAAGUUCCUACUUCUGCAUAUUCUAAUGAAGAAUUUGAGGCUAGACUUGUUUAUGAGAUUUAUAAGGCCUUGAAAGCAACUCAGUAG
Jatropha curcas is the source of this 405-nucleotide messenger RNA. RefSeq lists its product as uncharacterized. The record is from RefSeq and is a predicted model, not a curated record. NCBI's taxonomy places the organism in Eukaryota, Viridiplantae, Streptophyta, Magnoliopsida, Malpighiales, Euphorbiaceae.